Molecule: messenger RNA, 727 nt
Organism: Glossina fuscipes
Lineage: Eukaryota; Metazoa; Arthropoda; Insecta; Diptera; Glossinidae
Gene: E(spl)malpha-BFM
Product: enhancer of split malpha protein
Exons: 1
Coding region: 98-577 (159 amino acids)
Biological process (GO): Notch signaling pathway; sensory organ development
Source: RefSeq, a predicted model, not a curated record
UUAAAGUGCUUGAACAAGAGAGUAGCAACGUUUCUCAGUAUUUUCUAGAUAUUCUAAAAAUCUUAAAAAAAGGAACAAGAUAACUACAUAAGCAAAAAUGUGUCAACAACAGAUAACAAUGUCAGCCAAUAAUUGUCAUAACGGUACCGAUAGCCAACGAGCUAAGCCAACCUAUAGCAUUAAGAAAGUUCUAAAGACGUUGUUUAAAAAAUACCAAAAACAACAAAAUGAAUUAAACAAUUAUUUAGUGUCACCAGAGUCGCAAGACAAUUAUUGUAACAUGCAAACCGAGCAGGAAAUUUUCAUUGAAAUCGAUGAGAAUUCGGCCAACGAAAAAAUUGCGAAAAUAGUUCAAGAAGAGGAAGAUGAAGAGCGAGAGGACUUAAACGAAGAUAUUUAUGUGCCUGUACGUUUUGCUCGCACUGAAGCCGGCACAUUCUUUUGGACCACAAACUUGCAACCUGUUGCCUCUACUAUUGUUCCCAGCGCCGAUAAAGAUUUACUGCAACCAGCCUAUUGUUAUAGCAAUUAUCAGUAUCCGUUAAUGCAGUUUCAAGAUCGAUGGGCUCAAGCGUAAUAAUAGCAAUAAUUCGCUUUAAAACGCCAAUUUAUAUACUAAGCUUUACAACAUUAUUAUUGUGAUACAUAACAAGCCAGGAAGCUGAAUCAAACAGCAAGCGUUUAUUGGCGUCACUUUUUUUUUUAUUCUUCCUUUAAUUAGUCAACU